This is a messenger RNA of Danio rerio (zebrafish), 1478 nucleotides long. NCBI's taxonomy places the organism in Eukaryota, Metazoa, Chordata, Actinopteri, Cypriniformes, Danionidae. The record is from RefSeq and is a predicted model, not a curated record.
GCAUGUAAAGACCAGCAGAAGCAGCUGGAGACUCAAGCGGACGCUUCACCUUCACAGCAUCACAUCCAGACAGAUUCGUGUUAGACUCUUCUUCGUGACAGUCGAGGGGUUUUGCGCAAUCAUUUUGAUAUGGAUUUGGUAUCUUUGUUCUCUUCAAGAUUUACGAACGAGAUCUGCCACACGAAACUUCACAAUUUUAAGAAGAGUAAGUGACUUCUAAGACUGAAUACAAAAAUGGAUGUAAGAACCCAAAUAAACACAUCUGAAGAUGGAACCCUGAGCCAGCUAAAUCAGUCCACAAACUGUUGUGCACCAGACACUGCUGAAGUUGAUGCAGCCUUACUGGAUGGUCUGGAAGACAGUACAAAACUGGUGGGUGUUCAAGUGAUCUUGAUUUUGGCUUACAGCACCAUCAUUUUUUUUGGCAUGACCGGGAACUCCUUGGUCAUAUAUGUCGUAUACAAGUUUCGCAAUUUACACACGGUGACUAACUAUUUCAUUGUCAACUUGGCUGUAGCAGACUUGCUGGUAAACACAUUGUGUUUACCUUUUACUUUGAUGUACACACUCUAUGGAGAGUGGAAAUUUGGACAGGUGAUGUGUUACCUAUUGCCGUACGCACAAGGCUUAGCAGUCCACGUUUCAACCAUCACACUUAACGUUAUAGCACUGGACAGAUACCGUAGCAUCGUCUACCACAUGGAAACCAAGAUGUCUAAAGACAUGUGCGUAGUUGUCAUCGCCAUCACUUGGGUGGCAAGCGCGAUCCUCGCUAGCCCUCUUGCUAUUUUCCGUGAAUAUGUGACCUUUGACCUUUCACCUGAGCAGACGAUUCAAGGUUGCGCAGAAAAGUGGCCUGGAAGUAGCACAGAUGGAACCAUCUACAGCAUCGCCAUGUUUUUUCUACAAUAUGGCCUGCCGUUGUCCAUCAUUUCAUUUGCAUACACUCGGAUUUGGAACAAGCUAAGAAAUCAUGUCAGCCCCGGCGGUGGCCGCAGCGACCGCCAUCAACGAAGACAGAAAACAACAAAAAUGCUUGUAGCUGUAGUGGUGGUCUUCACCGUUAGCUGGCUGCCAUUUCACGCCUUCCAGCUUGCUGUGGACAUCGACAGCAGUGUAUUAGAAAUAAGAGACUUCAAAUUGCUCUAUACAGCUUUCCAUAUUGUUGCCAUGUGCUCCACUUUUGCAAAUCCUAUCCUCUAUGGUUGGAUGAAUAGGAACUACAGAGGAUCUUUUGUUGCUGUGUUCAAGUGUGGAAGGAUAAAUAAUGGAAUGAGAAGGGUUAGCAGCAGUGAGGCAGUAAGGGAAAAAUGUACACGUAAUUUGGAAAACACAAUCAGUAUUGCUCUUACACAAGCAAACACACUUGUGUGACGGCUGCUUGGUUUCUGAUAUAUCAAAAUGUGAACAUAACAAUGACGAAAAUGUAAAAAGUUUAAGGAAAAGGAAGAUUGUAAGUAAAUUUGAAGUUAUGAGAC